Messenger RNA from Pestalotiopsis fici W106-1, 1659 nucleotides. RefSeq lists its product as uncharacterized. The record is from RefSeq and is a predicted model, not a curated record. Bases 1 to 1659 code for a protein of 552 amino acids. Gene Ontology annotation, cellular component: intracellular anatomical structure. Lineage: Eukaryota; Fungi; Ascomycota; Sordariomycetes; Amphisphaeriales; Sporocadaceae. Gene Ontology annotation, molecular function: protein binding. The transcript has a single exon.
AUGGCAGGCGACACAUAUUAUGACCUUGGCCAUUACCGUCGGCCAGUCACGACGGUUGACGAGGAAGCCCGGCUUUGGUUCGAUCGCGGACUGCUAUGGAGCUAUGGGUUCAAUCAUGAGGAAGCCGUCAAGUGCUUUGAAAAGGCCAUUGCCCGCGACGGCAACUUUGCCAUGGCCUAUUGGGGAGCUGCGUACGCAUUGGGGCCCAACUACAACAAGCCCUGGGACUUUUUUGACGCAACCGAGCUCGAGACUACCGUGCAGAGAACUCACAGAAUGGUGGAAGAAGCGACGAAGUUAGCUGGCACUGUAUCGCCGGUAGAGAAGGCCUUGAUUGACGCGCUACACUUUCGGUAUCCUCGAGAGCAUGCUGAUGGAGACUUCCCCAUCUGGAACAAAUAUUACGCCGAGGCAAUGGAAAAGGUUUAUCAAGAGUUCCCCAAUGACCUCGACGUAGCCACUCUGUGUGCAGAUGCUCUGAUGAAUCUGACUCCUUGGCAACUAUGGGAUCUCCAGACGGGCAAGCCAGCUGAUGGAGCUCGUACUCUUGAUAUCAAGAAUAUAUUGGAUCAUGCGAUGGCGUUGGACCGUGGCAUGCAACACCCAGGAUUGCUCCACCUCUACAUACAUCUGAUGGAAAUGUCUCCCACACCUGAAGCUGCGAAACCAGCUGCCGACUCUCUGCGCACUUUGGUUCCAGACGGUGGUCACCUCAAUCAUAUGCCCACACACAUCGACCUCUUACUUGGCGACUAUGACUUGGGGAUCCAGUCAAAUCAGAGGGCCUUUGAAGCAGACGAAAAGUUUCUAGCUCGCGAAGGACCGCUCAACUUCUACACGCUCUACCGGAUGCACGACUACCAUUUUUGUAUAUAUUCCGCAAUGUUUGCCGGUCGGUCCAAGGUCGCGCUCGAAACAGUCACGCGGAUGGAGAGCUCCUUGUCCGACGAAUUACUGCGCGUCGAGUCGCCGCCCAUGGCAGAUUGGCUCGAGGGCUUCCUGGCCAUGAGAGUCCAUGCUCUUGUGCGCUUCGGCCGCUGGGAGGAUAUUGUAGGCUUGGCUUUGCCUAAGGAUCCCAAACUCUAUUGCACCACGACGGCAAUGAUGCACUAUGCCAAGGCCAUUGCAUUUGCUGCCUUGGGCGAUAUAAAGAAUGCCGAAAAAGAGCGAGAAAAUUUCUUCGUCUCUCAAAAAGCUGUUCCCGAGUCUCGCAUGCUAUUCAACAACAAAUGCGUCGAUAUCCUCAAAGUGGCAGAGGCCAUGAUGGAGGGAGAAAUCGAGUACCGUCGAAAGAAUUACGAGGCAGCAUUUGCAAACCUCAAGGAAGCCAUUGCACGAGAUGACGGACUGCCCUAUGAUGAGCCUUGGGGCUGGAUGCAACCUACUCGUCACGCGUAUGGCGCACUCUUGAUGGAGCAGGGUCACUACGAACAGGCUGCCGGCGUAUAUGCCGAGGAUCUGGGGCUUGACAAUAAACUUCCGCGCGCCCUUCGCCAUCCCAAUAAUGUGUGGGCACUGCACGGAUAUCACGAGUGUAUGGUAAAACUGGGGAGAAGGGAGCAAGCCCAGAGUAUUGCAUCGAAACUGGAAAGCGCGCUCAAGAAGGCAGACGUACCCAUCAAGGCAUCUUGCUACUGUCGCCUAAGCGCAGUCCAAUAA